Trematomus bernacchii (emerald rockcod) is the source of this 4276-nucleotide messenger RNA. It is a transcript of the gene micall1a, whose product is annotated as MICAL-like 1a. The coding region runs from base 83 to 3046 and encodes 987 amino acids. NCBI's taxonomy places the organism in Eukaryota, Metazoa, Chordata, Actinopteri, Perciformes, Nototheniidae. Gene Ontology annotation, molecular function: protein binding. The transcript is spliced from 16 exons. The record is from RefSeq and is a predicted model, not a curated record.
GACUUUGUGUCGUCUCCCGUCAAGCCUGCUGUGACAGAGAAACGUGAUUUUAUUGACAGACUACUUGGAUACCUACAGUACCAUGGGGUCUCUGAAGGCUCUCCAGGAGUGGUGUCGGAUACAGUGUGAACAUUACAACGAUGUGGAAGUAAAGGACAUGUCAACGUCCUUUCGGAACGGAUUGGCGUUUUGUGCCAUAAUUCAUCGUUACAGACCAGAAUUAAUAGACUUUGGCUCGCUGUCUAAAGAGAAUGUGUACAAAAACAACCGACUGGCGUUUGAAGUGGCGGAGACUCAGCUGGGCAUCCCGGCCCUGUUGGACCCAGAGGACAUGGUGUCCAUGAAAGUGCCUGACCGGCUCAGCAUCAUCACAUACGUCUCCCAGUACUACAACUUCUUCAACAACAAGUCUCAAGCAAACCCCCCUUCCAUGAAAAGGCUCAGUUCUGUCGGUCUAAAUGAGCCCGCCCAGAAAAGGCCCCCCACCCCUUUGGAAGACAAAGUGGUCGAGUCUGAGCAGAGCCAGCCUGAGGAAACUGGCGUAGAAGCGGCCUCAGCGGUGAAGCGCAGCACGCUCAGCAGCACCUGCGCCGCCUGCCAGAAACACGUCCACCUGGUGCAGAGGUUCCUGGUGGACGGCAAGCUCUACCAUCGCAACUGCUUCAGGUGCACGGAGUGUCACAGCACCUUGCUUCCUGGAUCCUACAAAUCAGGAAGUAACUCUGGGGCCUUGGUUUGUACACAUCACCUCGCAAGGCAAGCUUUAGCCAAUCAGAACGGCCGGCCGGAUCUGAGUAAGAGACCCCCAUUGGCUGCUCAGUCUGUCAGAAUUGGUCGCAGCCCGGUUCCUCACACCUCGCCCUCUGAGAGGGAACACGCUAAGACUCCUUCUCCUGUAAGACAAACAAAUGAGACUGCCACGCCAACAAAUGAGACUGCCACGCCAACAAAUGAGACUGCCACGCCAACAAAUGAGACUGCCACGCCAACAAAUGAGACUGCCACGCCAACAAAUGAGACUGCCACGCCAACAAAUGAGACUGACACGCCAACAAAUGAGACUGCCACGCCAACAAAUGAGACUGACACGCCAACAAAUGACUCUGUCCCAGUCACCGCUGUCACAACAAAUACUGCAGACUCUGUGGAAGAAGCAAAAGAGACGGAGGGCAGUGUGGAGACCGAGGUGACACCGCGCUCUUCUUCUCCUCCAAACCCCUUUGAUGAGAGCGACGAAGAAGAAGAAGAAGAAGAAGAAGUGGAGAAAGAGGAAGAAAGUAAAACACCAGCCAAAGUAACGACCAAUGGGGAUCUCCCUUCUACACCGCUCAUUCAUCAGGAAAGGGCCAGUCGGCCAGUACCGGCCCCCCGCCGCGUUGCUGAGCCCACCCCCCCUCCUCGCCCUGCACCGCGGGUCCGCCUCCCCCGCACGGCAGACAGCCCUACAGUCGGUGAACACCAGAAGCCUCUGAUUCCUCCCAAACCUCGAGAAAUAUCACGCUCUCCUGGAAGCCUGUCCAGUGGUACCCCUAAACCCAAAGACCCACCUUGGCUGGCCCUGGUCCAAUCAGACACCAAGAAGAAGAAAGCCCCUCCCCGUCCCCCUGUCGGACUGGCAACCCCUCCCAACACAGGCUCUCUGUCCUCUCUCAAAGGGGAGGGCUCCAGACCCAGCACCCCCCCUGCGCCCGCGAACCCUUUCGACGAUGAUGACGAUGAAAAUGUGGAGGUGGAGGAAGAAGAGGGCGGUGAAAGUGCGAUUCCACCCACAAUUGCGGCGAGUCACCCGUGGUAUCGCAUCACCCAGGCAGCAGACGCCCCAGGAGCAGACCCUCCCCCCACCGGGGGGAGCUCGUCUCGCUCCGCCAGCCCCGCGAGCGCCAAGAACAAGAAGCGGCCCGCCCCUAGGGUCCCGAAGCCCCCAACAGGUCAACAAGUCCUCCCUCACUCUCAGCCCUCCUCUUGCUCCCCCUCCCCAGCCCUCAGCACAGAGAGUCUCUCCUCCGGCUCGGACCACAGCUCCUCCCGCCGCCCGCUGGGUGGGGGUCCCAGCAGCGACCAGGAGCACACCUUCACCAAAAGUGUCUCUGAGCCCUCCAUCUGUUCCCCCUGCGACUCUGUGGACUCUCCUUCCUCCUCCUCCACCGAGCGCCUGCCUCACCCUUUCCUCAGCCCCCACCCUUCUCCAUCAUUUGCCAGCUCCGCUCCCGCCACCCCCCAGAGCAGUCGCAGCUCUGGGACCCGAGGGGCCGCAGCCCCUCCUCCGAGACCCCCCACGACCCUCAGCCCAUUGGCCUCAGGAGCCGCCAAUAAGCGGAUCUGUAAGGAGAACCCGUUCAACAGGAAAGCUUCUCCCUCUCCUUCUAAAUCCAAAUCCAAAUCCAAACCACCAAAAGGCCCCCGACCCGCCAGACCCCCGGCCCCGGGACACGGCUUCCCUCUGAUCAAACGCAAGGUGCAGUCAGACCAGUACAUCCCGGUGGAGGACAUCCACGGGGAGAUGGGUCAGCUGGAGAGGCAGCUGGACGAGCUGGAGCAGAGGGGGGUGGAGCUGGAGAAGAAGCUGAGGGACAACCCCAACGAUGAGGAUGAGGAGCACCUGUUGGUGGACUGGUUCACUCUCAUCCAUGAGAAACAUCUUUUAGUACGAAGAGAGGCUGAGCUGGUCUACACAGCGAAGCAGCAGAACCUGGAGGAGAGGCAGGCUGACGUGGAGUAUGAGCUCAGGUGUCUCCUCAACAAACCAGAGAAAGACUGGACGGAGGAGGACAAGAGUCGGGAUCAGGAGCUGAUGUCGGAGCUGGUGACGAUCAUCGAACAGCGGAACCAGAUCGUCAACAACAUGGACCAGGACCGGCAGAGGGAUGAAGAGGAGGACAAACAGAUAGAGGCCAUGCUGAAGAAAAAAGACUUCCAUAAGGAACCGGAGGUUGAGCCGCAGCAGAAGAAAAAAGGGGGGAAGUUCAAACCCAUCAAGGUGCUGAAGAGGCUGAGCCAUAAAGGGGAACCAAGCAAGAGCCCCCGCAAGGAGAAGAAAUCCCCGUAGACACAACGCUUCUCCUCCAAGAGGAUAUGAGACUUUUUUUUUAACAACUAAGGCAGAUUUAAAAAAAGGAUGUGAGCAAAGAAGAUAAGAGGAGGUCGUCUGACUGUAGAAUGCCCUCACCUCUCACUCCUUACCUCUCCAAAUCUCCAAAGACCUUUUUUCCGUUGCCUUUGUGUGAUUUUAGAGAGACGGUACGACGGCUGCUUUAUGAGCGGACAUGUUUGUAAGCCUUUGAAGCAACUGAGGUGACCCGCAGGUUGUAAACGACUGCACUGAUUGGUUGUUGCUUCACUCUCCUUGUCUGCCACAGCGUGUCUGACCCUUCAGGCCUUUAUCAAGGCUUCACAGCUCCACAGUUGAUCCCUGAGUGUUGUAUUGGUUUGAAUCUGUUCCCAACACAUUUAUUACCCUCUGCUCCUGAAACCCAAAGAUAAGAAGCUGGAUAUCUGAGGUUUUAUGUCUGGUUUGAGCCCGUGGUACGAGUUUAAUUUUUUUUUUAUCUAGCAACGUCUACUCAUGAAAUGCUCGAUCAACAAUGCAUACCUAAGCUCUUCUAGCUGCUAUGUUAUGACUGUCUAUGGGUCCCUUUUUUUAUUUCUCCUGUGAUAGUUUUGCGAUGAUGUCCCUUGUGUAAAUGCAUAUCAUCAAAGACGUGGAUGUGAACGUAGAUAUACAGUAUUAAUAGGAAGUUGUGUGACUGGAAAUCAGAUUGACUUAGAACGGUCUGAAGAUAAGUAUUGUAGAUAACCUUUAACUGCAGGUGUCAGAAAGUGUAUCAGUAUGAAAGGUCACACAUGCAAUAAUGAACAUUAGAAAAGGCAGAUGUACAGUAUGUUAACAACUGUAGCAAAGCACCAGCUUAUAACAGACUAACCAUUAGGGGAGAAACCUGAAUAUGCAAUCAUUAAUUUAUAUUUUACGAUGCCUUUCUGUGUGUUUCCAUGUAUUGCCUUAAAAGUGGAUAGGAAAAAAUGUGUUAAUAUUGUUUGUACGUGCCAUUUAUUUAAUUUCAGCGUCAUUUGUUUGAUGUAACUGUCAGUAUGUUUACUCAUUCUGUUCCUGUUAGUCCUCCAUUUGAACUGUAGUCUGCGUUGUGUCUCUGCUCUGUGCCUGUCCUCCUGUCAGCUGUAACCAAGGGCUUCUGUAGCGCCACAUGUUCUCAAACAGCAGCAGGAUUAUUACAAAACAUACUGACACUGGAAGGCAGAGGAAUAAAAUAACUUACUGCAA